Choloepus didactylus (southern two-toed sloth) is the source of this 240-nucleotide messenger RNA. Its product is annotated as COX assembly mitochondrial protein 2 homolog. The coding region runs from base 1 to 240 and encodes 79 amino acids. Lineage: Eukaryota; Metazoa; Chordata; Mammalia; Pilosa; Megalonychidae. Gene Ontology annotation, cellular component: mitochondrion. The record is from RefSeq and is a predicted model, not a curated record. The transcript has a single exon.
AUGUAUCCCGACUUAUCUCCACACUUGCACACUGAAGAAUGCAACAUCUUGAUUAACUUGCUAAAGGAAUGUCACAAAAAUCACAGCUUUUUGAAAAUUUUUGGCCACUGCAACGAUCUUGAUCGAGAGAUGAGAAAAUGCUUAAAGAAUGAACACAUGGCAAAGAGAACCAAGAGCAGGGAACAUGGCAAUGUGGUACGAAAGAGACUUUUUAAUCCUCCAGAGGAAUUUGAAAAAUAA